AUACCUACCCUUUCCUCGAACACAUCGAUCCAAUAUCACCAUCUUCAAAAAUCAAAUUCUUCUCCUCUCUUCUCCCCUCUACAGCCAUGCAAGCUCAAGCUCUUCUUCAAUCAACCCCACUUCGGGUUUCCCCACUCGAUCCGUUUCACAAUCGUUCCUUACCCAUCAAUGUCAAAUCACCUUCACUCGCCACACGCCGCCGUGCAGUAAUUUCCGCCGUCGCCGCCGCCCCCAAACGCGAGAAGGAUCCCAAGAAGCGUGUCGUCAUUACGGGUAUGGGUUUGGUAUCCGUGUUCGGAAACGAUGUCGAUACUUACUACGAGAAGCUGUUGGCAGGGGAGAGUGGAAUCGGGUUGAUAGACCGGUUCGAUGCAUCAAAGUUUCCCACGAGGUUUGGUGGUCAGAUUCGUGGGUUUAAGGCUGAUGGGUAUAUUGAUGGGAAGAAUGACCGAAGGCUUGAUGAUUGUCUUCGCUAUUGCAUUGUUGCUGGCAAAAAAGCUCUUGAAGAUGCCGAUCUUGGUGGCGAUAAACGCUCCAAGAUUGAUAAGGAACGUGCUGGUGUGCUUGUUGGAACGGGGAUGGGAGGUCUUACAGUAUUUUCUGAUGGAGUGCAGUCUCUCAUAGAGAGAGGUUACAGAAAAAUCACACCAUUUUUCAUUCCUUACGCAAUAACAAACAUGGGUUCUGCUUUGCUUGCUAUUGAUCUGGGAUUUAUGGGACCAAACUACUCGAUUUCAACUGCUUGUGCUACCUCCAAUUACUGCUUUCAUGCUGCCGCGAAUCAUAUCCGCCGAGGGGAAGCGGAUAUGAUGAUUGCUGGUGGCACCGAAGCAGCCAUUAUUCCCAUUGGUUUGGGAGGUUUUGUUGCGUGUAGAGCAUUGUCUCAAAGAAAUGAUGAUCCACAGACCGCUUCGAGGCCAUGGGACCAAGAUAGAGAUGGCUUCGUCAUGGGCGAAGGCGCUGGUGUUUUGGUGAUGGAGAGUUUGGAACAUGCAAUGAAAAGAGAUGCACCAAUACUUGCUGAAUAUCUGGGAGGUGCAAUAAAUUGCGAUGCUUAUCAUAUGACUGACCCACGCUCAGAUGGGCUCGGUGUUUCUUCUUGUAUUCAGAGCAGCCUGGAGGAUGCUGGUGUGUCGGCAGAGGAGGUUAACUACAUCAAUGCACAUGCAACUUCGACAUUGGUUGGUGAUCUGGCUGAGGUAAAUGCUGUAAAGAAGGUAUUUAAGAACACCACAGGGAUCAAGAUGAAUGCAACCAAGUCUAUGAUAGGACACUGCUUAGGUGCGGCCGGAGGUCUAGAAGCCAUUGCUACGGUUAAAGCCAUUCAAACGGGGUGGCUUCAUCCCUCCAUAAAUCAAUUUAACCCAGAACCUGCAAUGGAAUUCGACACUGUUGCAAAUGUAAAGCAGCAACAUGAAAUCAACGUUGCGAUUUCGAAUUCGUUUGGUUUCGGGGGACACAACUCAGUUGUAGCAUUCUCUGCUUUCAAGCCUUGAGAUGAGAGGGUGGUGGUUUUUGAUGAUGAGUGGAUUUUAGGGUUUAUAAGAACUGUUGUUUAAUGGUUAUUUCUUUGUAUGAAGAUGGCCAAGUUAGACAAUUGUUAGAAUGAGUGCAUUUUGUGAUUUAGAGGCUCAAAAACUCAUCACCAUACUUUGUACUUCUUUCCUUUUCAUAUCUAUUUUCUCUCUCUCUC
Messenger RNA from Cynara cardunculus var. scolymus (artichoke), 1693 nucleotides. RefSeq names its product 3-oxoacyl-[acyl-carrier-protein] synthase I, chloroplastic-like. Bases 87 to 1496 code for a protein of 469 amino acids. Gene Ontology annotation, molecular function: 3-oxoacyl-[acyl-carrier-protein] synthase activity. NCBI's taxonomy places the organism in Eukaryota, Viridiplantae, Streptophyta, Magnoliopsida, Asterales, Asteraceae. The record is from RefSeq and is a predicted model, not a curated record. Gene Ontology annotation, biological process: fatty acid biosynthetic process. The transcript has 7 exons.